Coniosporium apollinis CBS 100218 is the source of this 543-nucleotide messenger RNA. RefSeq lists its product as uncharacterized. NCBI's taxonomy places the organism in Eukaryota, Fungi, Ascomycota, Dothideomycetes. The transcript is spliced from 2 exons. Bases 1 to 543 code for a protein of 180 amino acids. The record is from RefSeq and is a predicted model, not a curated record.
AUGAAGCAUCUUGAUGCGAUUACGAACGAAGUCCAAGCGGGCGGCGUUGCUGUGAAGCCCUCCGUCCACCAAGCCCUCUGCAAAGCCCUCGCGGCGGCUUAUGAGCAGCCGAAAGAGCCGCUCGCCGCGACGAAGGAGGAAAAGCCUAACUUCGGAGCUUGGCCGUUCUGCUACACGAUCCAUGGACCUGAGUGCGUUCUAGGAAGGCUUCCGGGCCUCCUUUGUCCAGAAAAGCCUGGGCCCGCGAAGAUGGCGAUCCCAUUCGCCGACCUGCCCCCUGUCCGCCCCAUCGAUAACUGGUUCCGUUCCCCCGACCGGGCUGACCUGCCGCGAUUCAUACAUCUUGGGAUUCAACAUCUUGGGCCAAUCGAAUCUGGCAACGUGGCUAACGCGGUUUUCGACUACGUCUUUCCCCCCGGCGUCCGCUCCCAAGAUCCUUACCUACGUUACGUUUGGGACUUCUAUCGAGAUGUGGAGGAGGAGACGUGGAUACGCCGCGCCGAUGACGACGAACAACUCCUCGAAACACUGUUUCGCAUCUAG